This is a messenger RNA of Meriones unguiculatus (Mongolian gerbil), 7734 nucleotides long. RefSeq names its product adenosine deaminase RNA specific B2 (inactive) (gene Adarb2). Gene Ontology annotation, cellular component: nucleolus; cytoplasm. The record is from RefSeq and is a predicted model, not a curated record. The transcript has 10 exons. Lineage: Eukaryota; Metazoa; Chordata; Mammalia; Rodentia; Muridae. The coding region runs from base 424 to 2661 and encodes 745 amino acids. Gene Ontology annotation, molecular function: double-stranded RNA adenosine deaminase activity; double-stranded RNA binding; tRNA-specific adenosine deaminase activity. Gene Ontology annotation, biological process: adenosine to inosine editing; RNA processing.
CAGUUGUGAUUGGAUCUAAUUAGACUUUGCGGCAGCAAAUAGACGAGCUCCCUGCGUGAUUGGCUUUAAAGUGGAUGGUGCCAAACAACUCGCAGAGGCGCAAAAGUAGCAGCCCUGCUUUGGGAGCCCAGACGAAGAGGAGGGAGCUCCAGGGCGCUCAGGACGCGCGGGAGAAUCUUUCCCGGAGCUUUCUGCCUAAGAAAGGGCUCAGCUUCCAGGCAUGCACACAAGGCGUUUUGGCUCAUCAGGAACCAAGAGACGGGGCAAUUAGAGAGAAGGUGCUUGCUGCCAAACCCAGUCCUAAAAAGUGAGCCUGCUACUUGAUUUGCAAAACCAGAAAUACUGCCUCCGCGGCUGCAGCAUCAAGAAUAAAAAAGGUGAAAUUGUUUAAGGACCGGCUUCUCUCUGGGUCUCCCGACUGGCAUGGCAUCUGUCCUGGGGAGCGGCAGAGGGUCUGGAGGGCUGAGCAGUCAACUCAAAUGCAAGUCCAAGAGAAGAAGGAGGAGGAGGUCCAAGAGGAAAGACAAAGUAAGCAUAUUGUCAACCUUCCUCGCACCCUUCAAGUACCUAAGUCCUGGCACCACAAACACGGAGGAUGAAGAUACUCUAAGUACCAGCAGUGCUGAAGUGAAGGAAAACCGAAAUGUGAGCAACCUGGGGACCAAGCCCCUGCCCCCUGGAGACUGGGCCAGAGGCAGCACACCCAGCAUUAAAAGGAAAAGGCCGCUGGAGGAAGGAAAUGGGGGACAUUUCUGCAAACUCCAGCUGAUCUGGAAGAAGCUCUCCUGGUCUAUGACCCCCAAAAACGCACUGGUCCAGCUGCAUGAGCUGAAGCCGGGUCUGCAGUACCGGAUGGUAUCACAGACUGGCCCAGUGCACGCCCCUGUGUUCGCAGUGGCCGUAGAAGUGAACGGACUCACAUUUGAAGGCACCGGGCCCACUAAGAAGAAGGCCAAGAUGAGGGCAGCGGAGAUGGCCCUGAAGUCCUUCGUGCAGUUUCCCAAUGCAUUCCAGGCCCACCUGGCCAUGGGCAGUAGUUCCAGUCCAUGCACUGACUUCACGUCUGACCAGGCGGAUUUCCCCGACACGUUGUUUAAGGAGUUCGAACCAUCCUCAAGAAAUGAGGACUUCCCGGGCUGUCGUCCCGUCGACACUGAGUUUCUGUCCUCUGCCUACCGGCGAGGACGGCUACUCUACCACACACUGGACCUCAUGGGUCAGGCUCUGCCUGACAGGUCCAGGCUGGCUCCUGGGGCCCUGGGUGAGAAGAACCCCGUAGUGGUGCUGAAUGAGUUACGCUCAGGUCUGAGGUAUGUGUGCCUCUCUGAGACAGCCGAGAAGCCCCGAGUCAAGAGCUUUGUCAUGGCUGUGUGCGUGGACGGGAGGACGUUCGAAGGCUCUGGACGCAGCAAGAAGCUGGCCAAGGGCCAGGCAGCACAAGCUGCCUUGCAGGCCCUCUUCGACAUCCGGCUGCCGGGUCACACACCCAGCAGGAGUAAAAGCAACCUCUUGCCACAGGAUUUUGCAGACUCUGUGUCCCAGCUGGUCACACAGAAGUUCCGUGAACUGACAGUUGGCCUGAUGUCUGUGUAUGCCCGCCACAAAACACUGGCAGGGAUCGUCAUGACCAAAGGCUUGGACACCAAACAAGCGCAGGUCAUCGUUCUGUCCUCUGGGACCAAGUGUAUCAGCGGUGACCACCUCAGUGACCAAGGGCUGGUUGUCAACGACUGCCAUGCUGAGAUAGUGGCCAGGCGGGCAUUUCUUCACUUCCUCUACACUCAGCUGGAGCUGCACUUGAGCAAGCAUCGAGAGGACUCUGAGAGAUCAAUAUUCAUACGUUUAAAGGAAGGAGGCUACAGGCUGCGAGAGAACAUCCUCUUCCAUCUCUACGUGAGCACAUCCCCCUGCGGAGACGCCAGACUCAACUCUCCCUACGAAAUCACCACAGAUUUGAACAGCAGCAAACACAUCGUCAGGAAGUUCCGAGGGCACCUGCGCACCAAGAUUGAGUCUGGGGAAGGGACGGUCCCUGUCCGGGGCCCCAGUGCAGUCCAGACGUGGGAUGGCAUCCUGCUGGGGGAACAGCUAGUCACCAUGUCCUGCACAGACAAGAUUGCCAGCUGGAAUGUGCUGGGACUACAAGGCGCUCUCCUCUGUCACUUCAUCGAGCCUGUGUACCUGCACAGCAUCAUUGUGGGAAGCCUGCACCACACGGGCCACCUUGCACGGGUCAUGAGCCACAGGAUGGAGGGCAUCGGCCAGCUGCCUGCCUCAUACCGGCAAAACAGGCCUCUCCUUAGUGGAGUGAGUAAUGCCGAAGCCCGGCAGCCGGGAAAGUCUCCUCACUUCAGUGCCAACUGGGUCGUGGGCAGCGCCGACCUGGAGAUCAUUAAUGCCACUACUGGGAAGAGGAGCUGUGGGGGCUCGUCCCGGCUCUGCAAGCACGGGUUUUCUGCUCGGUGGGCACGGCUGCAUGGUAGGCUAAGCACACGGAUCCCAGGCCAUGGAGACACGCCAUCCAUGUACUGUGAGGCCAAGCUGGGGGCCCACACCUACCAGUCUGUUAAACAACAGCUCUUCAAGGCUUUUCAGAAAACUGGUCUUGGCACCUGGGUGAGAAAACCACCAGAGCAAGAUCAGUUUCUACUAAGUUUCUAAAUCACUAGACUCCUUUGCUAUUGGACCAGAGUGGAACACCUGGAGAAGACGCAGCUGUAGGAUGGUGUGGUGUGUCCAUCAGUUCUUGACCUUUGUUCUGCUUCGGUGUUCAAGAACACACGUGUUCAUGUUUGGAUGAGAGACUAGAUUUGAGUUUGGGUCAUGCUGCUUCUCCCUGGGUUGGUAGUUCCAAGAACUCUGUCCACCAUAGCUAGAGGUAGAAGCAUUACUGUAUCAGCCUCAUCCCUUAUUGGGUGUCAAAGGAAUUCAUCUGUCCAGGCAAGGGAAGUUUAGAGGCAGGGCUCUAAGUGGUACUGAAGUGUAGCCUCAUGCACCUUCCUCUGGACUUCCUUCCCCUUCCAUGGGCUUCUCUAGCAGUGUGAUUGAAUCUUACCAGCACAAGUUUGUAUGACACUUCAAGAUAAGCCACAGGUGAAAAGAAAAGCCAUGGGCUCCCCAACUCCUCCAAAGACCCAACAGGAAUGCCAUAUCAUUCUCAUUAUUCAUUCAAACAUUUCCACCUUCUUUCAAAAAGGACUUGAGAUAGACACUGUUAAAAAGGGACUAAAGUAAAUGAAAACCAUGCCUAUGACACAAAGGGACAGUUACCUACAACACAAAAGAGUCAUGAUCUUUGAUCUAAGAAAGCUGCUCUUAAACUGGGCAGUGAUAAAACGUCGCACACAAACCCAUGCCUAUUCACUUGAUCACACCCUCUUCAUUUCUUUUCACAGACAAUGACAGCCGUGGAAGUGAGAGCAGUAGAGUGAUGAACCACUACCCAGUAAUCUCUCUACUAGCUAAUAGUAAUGAAACUGAGUCUUAGGUCAAAGCCUGAAUUUUUAUUAGAAAGAAAGCAUACACACAACACACACACCCUCAACACAGUCUUUAGGUUUGAGGAGCUGCUCACUCUCUAUCAUUUUAGGUUCCUUAAUCAUCAUCUUGCAUGAAUAAAAUAAGAAUAACAAUAAUAGUGACAACUUACCAUAGGUGCCAAAAUUAAAGGAACAGAAUAAUACCACUUUUAGAAUGGGCAUCCUUGUUCAUGGCUAGACAUAGAUUUAUUUAAUAUUUAUCUUACAUAAUCUUCCCUAAGAGGAAAAAAGAUUCAGGCAAGGGGAGGCAUGUUGCUAACAUAUUUUUAGUCAAGUCAACCUGUGUUUCUUGAAUUGAUUUAUCACUUGGAGCUCAUUUCUAACAUCAUCACACUAGUUAACAUGUGUUUAAUCCUUUUUAUUUAAAAAAAAAAAAGUCUGAUUGGCUAAAGAGAUUGCACAGCAGUUAAGAGCAUUUCCUGUUUCUACAGAGGACUCUACUUCAGUUCCCAGCACCCACAUGGCAGCUUAUCACCACCUACAACUCCAGCCCCAGUGACUCCACACAACCAUGAGUACACUUAUAUACAUGUGGGCAAAGUAUCAUAAAAAUUAAUAAAUCCCUUUUUAAUCCCCUCUAAGAUGCAUUAUGGUUUUUUGGUUUGCUUUAUUUUAAAAGUAUAACAGAAACCACUUCUAGAAUAUUGGUUCUUGGUUAGAAUUCCAGCUCAGCAAUCCUCAAUAAAAUUCAACCAUUACAUCAUGACAUGUGUAUUCUAAUAUAUACUGCAGAUACCAUCAGGAUAGAGUAAACAUGAAUUACAUUGCAUGUAGCUAUCUGAUACACUAGGAAGAAGAAUGGAGAUACUAAUUUUUUGGCUUUAACAUGAGAUCAUAUUUAGCACUAAAGUCCUUUGAGAAGAGUAUGAGCAUCAUUGUAAGAAUAUUUUCAAGAUAAACUUUCAAAGAUAUGCAAAUGUUUUUGCAAAUAAAUGAUUCACGUCAAUCUUUCCUAAAUACUGAGGAAAGUGGAAUCUUAACUCAGUGUAAAGGUUAAGAUCCAAAGGCCAACUUAUGGGCUGGAGAGAUGGCUCAGAAGUUAAGAGCACUGGCUGUUCCUCCUAAAGUCCUGAGUUCAAUUCCAGCAACCACAUGGUGGCUCACAGCCAUCUAUAAUGAGAUCUGCUGGCACACAUGCAGGCAGAAUACUGCAUUAAUAAAUAAAUCAAUCUUUUUAAAAAAAAAUGGCCAGCUUACAGUAAUCUCUGAUAACUUGAUGUAUCACUAAGAGGAAGUUAGAAACCCAAGAAACCUUGAGAGCUGAGUUAUGGCUUAAAUGGUAUUUCUCUACCAUUAGGCACAGGUACUUCCUGGCUGAAAUCUAAAACCUGCCCUCAAUUCAUUUGUAUUCUGAGCUGUUGCAUGGAGAAUGCACGGCACUUCGUUCAGGCAACAUCCAAAGAGUUCUGUUGGUUAUGAAAAGACUGCCAUUAACUGUAGGGUUUUAAACAUGGUGGAAAGAUACAGAAGGGGCCACCUUUCAAGAACUCUCAAUGAACAUCACCACUUGGCCCUGUGCUUACCUAACAGUGAACAAACUGCAGAACUGGGGUUAUGACUUGUGUUCUCUAAAGUACCAUUUUUUCCAGAAACAACCCAAACUUUCCCAAAGAUGAGUAUCUCCUUCUGAAAAAGGCCACCCAUCGGAUUCAUUCUACUCCUUAGCUCUAGCAUAGAGACUUGCUUACUUAUAUUAAUUGUGUGUACACUGGGGGAGAGUAUGUGCACGUGCCUACAGGACACUGAAGAGGGUGUCAGAGCAGCUGGAAUGAGAUACAGCAGUUGUAAGACACCCUAUAAGGGUGCUAGGCACCAAACAAGUCCACUGGAAGAUGCUCUUAACCACUGAGCCAACUCUCCGGCUCUGAGAAUCACUUAUAAGUCAACAGGAGAUUUCCUAGAGAGGAGAGCUAGGGAAUCUACAUUUGUUUAUAGCAGUGAAAGUUUUUUUUUUAUGCUACAAGUGUAAUUUUAAGAAAUUAGGCUUUUCCAAAGAGACGUUGUGUAAAAUGCUUUUUUUUAAUAGUUUACUGCCUUGCAAGACACUUAUCAGAGUGAGUAUUAAAUAAAGAAGGAGAUGGGAGGAAGGAGACAGAGGGUCCCUGGAUCUGUUCAAUGACAAAAGAGUUACUGAAAUUAUUUAAAGUGAAUCCUACCACAUGCUUAAAAACAGAGGUUAGGAAAAGACAAUCUUCACGAAACUGGAAAACACAAAGCGGUAUUAGGAGGGAAGAAUGAAAGACCUGGGUACGUUUAUUAUCUGCAUCAGACAGGUAGCCACAUCAGGGUUGCACACCUCUGCCAUAUUGGGUCAUAUAUGUGUUGCCCCUGACCUACAGACACCCAACCCACUCCAGAAGUAGCCAGUUACAGGACCUGACAUACCAUCUGGUGUGCAUGGAAUAAACCCUGAAAGUCAGUGGCAAAUGCUUAAGAAUUUUUCUCACCUUACUAUUCACAAAAGCAUCCCAACACUACUUUAGGCUGGCCUGCAUUUUAACUACUGACUUAGUGUCUUGGGAGUUCCUCAGAAAUGUCCCAUCUGAAGUUUCUAUAUGAAUGAAACACGAAUAGGUGAUAUUUCUCUGUUAGGCCACCCUGAAAACAAAUACAGUCAAAAAUCAAAAAGAAUAUAGGUUGAAAAUAAAGAGAACAUGCAGGCAUUUCAGCCACCUUGGCUGUCCCUUAGCCACCUGAUUUCUCUCAGAACUACACCCCAUAUCUCUUUGAUCUUUAUACCUUUUGUUUUCAGAUUUUCUGUCUUCUGUAUCCACACCCAUUGAGCCUCACUCCUAAAGUCCAAAUAAAAGUCAGCAUCAUCCUUAUCUGCCUCCAAAACAUGUGUUGCUUUCCUAUUGGGAGAUAAGCAAUUUAAGGUUUCCUGCCUGGUUCUCAGUCCAAAAGCCAGUGCCUGAUCAUUUGUGAGCCUUUCCACAGGACUGAGCCCCAUGGUAAAGGCCACGAGGACACAUAAGCACUGCUCAUCCACGUCCAGGAAAAGAUUUCACAACAAUGUGUGCUAUCAAGUUAUUGAAUUUAGGAUUUCCUUGGAUUUGGGGUUUUUUGCCAAGGAAAAGAUUUGCAAGUCUCUAACAAUUGUUUCCUUUUGGUUUCUGUGAUCCCCUCUGAACCUGUAUAUAUCUAUCAUGCCACUAUUGAUUUUGCAAUGUCUUGUUGUCUCUCACAAAUGUCAGGCUAAGCUACUUUUCCAAAAGAUGCAUAGCUCUUGUUUUUUUUCCACAUAAUUUCCUUUUCAUAGGACGGUUCUUACCAAUAAACUUAAAUGCUUUUUGUAUAGUGUUUAUCAUAUUUGAUGAGCCAUAAAUAGUAAAUACAUAGUAUACCAAUGCCCAGAAUAGAAUAGUUACAGUAUUUUGAUGAAAUCCUAUUUUUAGAUUAUAAAUUUCAAGAUGAGUCUAUAGUAUCUUCUUUAAAAAAAAAUUUAAAAAGACAAUUGAAGUUUAAAUAUAGUAGACUUUUUUAUUUAAGGAAACUUCUAUGAUCAUUUUUUAAGAAGCCAUUCUAAUAAAAUGACCUAAUUGGCCCAAAAGAUAAUAAUUAUCACUUUAUAAUAGCAACCAAAGGAAAUUUAGAAAAAAAAAAAUGUCUUUCUUCUUAUGCGUUACCAUUUGACUGCUGUGACCAUCUCUCCUGGCCGAAGUUCCAGCAUCCAGUAAAACCUCUUUCUCCAUCGCUCUUAUCUAGGACAGUUUUCAGAAUCUACAGUCUUGCAUAGGAUUAAGAAAUCCGCUACCCUGAACAUUUUGAAAAACUCCCCCAGCUUUGGAUGUUUGCAGAGUUCAUGAAGGAGUGAAUUCAAAGUGCUGCCUCAGGAAAAGCUGUAGUACCAAGAAUCAGGCCUUAUCUGGGCCAGGGGAUUGGGCUAGGGGAGAGUCAGAGAAGGAACGCAGAACUGCCCUGGAGAGCUUGGAGAGUUUGCCCUGCUGGGCGCAGUCCAUGGUUCUGAUCCAUAGUUGACCAUGGAAACAAAGCUAUUUCUGGGACCUCGACAAGGUAUCAGUGGCUCUUGCCAAAAUUCUUCCACAAAGUCCGAAGCAGAUUAAGUGAUGGUGGAGAAAGAAAGAAAGAAAGAAAGAAAGAAAGAAAGAAAGAAAGAAAGAAAGAAAGAAAGAAAGAAAGAAAGAGAGAGAGAGAGAGAGAGAGAGAGAGAGAGAGAGAGGGGAGAAAGAAAGAA